AGCUCCAAAAGAGAGUGGAAGCCCCUGGAAGACCGUAGCUGCACAGACGUACCAUGGCUACUGCUCUUUGUCCUCUUCUGUAUCGGGAUGGGAUUUAUUUGUGGCUUUUCAGUAGCAACAGGUGCAGCAGCAAGACUAGUGUCAGGAUACGACAGCUAUGGAAAUAUCUGUGGGCAGAAAAAUGCAAAGUUGGAAGCAAUACCAAACAGUGGCAUGGACCACACCCACCGGAAGUAUGUAUUCUUUUUGGAUCCAUGCAAACUGGACUUGAUAAACCGGAAGAUCAAGUCUGUAGCACUAUGUGUAGCAGCAUGUCCAAGACAAGAAUUGAAAACCUUGGGUGAUGUCCAGAAGUUUGCAGAGAUAAAUGGCUCAGCACUAUGUAGCUACUCCAUAAAGCCUUCUGAAUAUACAAAAUCUGCUGAUCUUUGCCCCAAACUACCAGUUCCAGCGAGUGCACCUAUUCCAUUCUUCCAUCGCUGUGCUCCUGUGAACAUUUCCUGCUAUGCCAAGUUUGCAGAGGCCCUGAUCACCUUUGUCAGUGACAAUAGUGUCUUACACAGGCUGAUUAGUGGAGUAAUGACCAGCAAAGAAAUUAUAUUGGGACUUUGCUUGUUAUCACUAGUUCUGUCUAUGAUUUUGAUGGUGAUAAUCAGGUAUAUAUCAAGAAUACUUGUGUGGAUCCUAACAAUUCUGGUCAUCCUAGGUUCACUUGGUGGCACAGGUGUACUAUGGUGGCUAUAUGCAAAACAAAGAAGAUCACCAAAAGAAAAAGUUCUUCCUGAACAGCUUCAGAUAGCUGAAGACAAUCUGCGGGCCCUCCUCAUCUAUGCCAUUUCAGCUACAGUAUUCACAGUUAUCUUGUUCCUCAUAAUGCUGGUUAUGCGCAAACGUGUUGCCCUCACAAUUGCCUUGUUCCACGUGGCUGGUAAGGUCUUCAUUCACCUGCCGCUGUUAGUCUUCCAACCCUUUUGGACCUUCUUUGCUCUUGUCUUGUUUUGGGCAUACUGGAUCAUGACACUUCUUUUUCUUGGCACUACCGGCAGUGCUGUUCCCAAUGAACAAGGCUUUGUGGAGUUUAGAAUUUCUGGCCCUCUGCAGUACAUGUGGUGGUACCAUGUGGUCGGCCUCAUUUGGAUCAGUGAAUUUAUUCUAGCAUGUCAGCAAAUGACUGUGGCUGGAGCAGUAGUAACAUACUACUUUACUAGGGAUAAAAGGAAUUUGCCAUUUACACCCAUUUUGGCAUCAGUGAAUCGCCUUAUUCGCUACCACCUUGGUACUGUGGCAAAAGGAUCGUUUAUUAUCACAUUAGUAAAAAUUCCACGAAUGAUCCUUAUGUACAUUCACAGUCAGCUGAAAGGAAAGGAAAAUGCUUGUGCACGAUGUGUGCUGAAAUCAUGUAUUUGUUGCCUUUGGUGUCUUGAAAAGUGCCUAAAUUAUUUAAAUCAGAAUGCAUACACAGCCACAGCUAUCAACAGCACCAACUUCUGCACCUCAGCAAAGGACGCCUUUGUCAUUCUGGUGGAGAAUGCGUUGCGAGUAGCUGCCAUCAACACAGUGGGAGACUUCAUGUUAUUCCUAGGCAAGGUGCUGAUCGUCUGCAGCACGGGCUUGGCUGGGAUCAUGCUGCUCAACUACCAGCAGGAUUACACCGUGUGGGUGCUGCCUCUGAUUAUCGUCUGCCUCUUUGCUUUCCUGGUCGCUCACUGCUUCCUGUCCAUUUACGAAAUGGUAGUGGAUGUAUUAUUCUUGUGUUUUGCCAUUGAUACAAAGUACAAUGAUGGGAGCCCUGGAAGAGAGUUCUAUAUGGAUAAAGUGCUAAUGGAAUUUGUGGAAAACAGUAGGAAAGCAAUGAAAGAAGCUGGUAAGGGAGGCGUUGCUGAUGCCAGAGAGCUAAAGCCGAUGGCUUCGGGAGCAAGUUCUGCUUGAACCUAGCCGACGGUUAUGGAACCCGUUGACAUUCCAAAACAAUAUAUACACAUAACUAUGUAUUUGUGUGUGUGGGUGUGUGUAUAUAUGUAUAUGUAUGUGUGUAUAUAUAUGUAUGUAUAUAUACACACACACAUAAUCAGCCAAAAUCAGAAAAAAGGAACAGGGAUUUAAUACCUUUUUUAUGCUUAUUUUUCUCAAACAUGUACUCCUUUCAUACGGGUGGCUUUUACAAGGCAACUUCCGUCAUUUAAUGUUUUUGAUUGUAAUUGUCUUAAUGGAAAUGUUAGAUUCAUAUCUGAUUAACAUUUUUAAUAACUUAGAGGAGAUUUUAACUUUAGUUAUUUAAAUUAGGUGAAAUUGUUGUAACAAAUUCUUGUCUAAAAUUUAUUCGGGAAUAAUUUCCUGAUGUGCAGAUAACAAGAUCUUAUUUUACUGAGGCCUAAGUCCCAGCACAUCAAGACAAGGCAUGUGCUUUCAGAUAAAUGCAGCAUCAUUACAGCCCGUCUCCCCCAAUCAAAAGCCAUGUCAUUUUACUUUUAGAAACAUGCAAGUGGGCCCAUCAUGGGAAUUUUCUUAGUAGCUCAUACAUUUGUCAGCCAACAUUGAAGAGAAACCAACUUCUCAGGUAUUUGUAGUUUACCCUAAUGCUUCUAUAGAAGAAAGUUGGAAAAAAAGAAAAGGGUAGAUAAUCUUUCUUAUGCAAACCUUUUCCUUGCAUUUGUCUUUCUUUUUUGACUUCAGUAGUAUCCUCCACACAUUUGUGUGCCUGAUUUGAACGGAAGCUGGGGCAACCAGCAAAUAUAGCCUUUAAGUUUCUGUGUAUUAAUUUGUAGAUUAAGUAAUAUUAAGAGGAAUAAAAAGGGAAAAAUAUGUAGAGCAUAGAGCAUUGAAAAUUCCAGUGCUUGGGCUUCUGCUUCAGAAGAGCAUCAUUGGCUUAGAGUUAAAACAGCCAUUGCAUUCAAAUGUUUGCUAUAAAAUCUGAAAACACACUGGCAGGUGCUCCUCUCUUUGGCAAUUUAUAGACUAUCCAGUGUUCUACAAUGUUUAACUGAAGAAUUGGUUAAGUUUUGAUCCUCAAGUGUGAAUGUUCUUUAUGUUUGGGGAUGGGGUUGAGGUUUUUUGUUGUUUCAUUUUUUACUCUUGAAGCUUACCAGAUAUGAAUGGCUAAUAUUCCAUUGUUCUGCUUAUUGUAAUGGUGAAUGCUUUAAGGAAAAAAAAGUGUAAUUUGCUAAGAAUAAUUCAUGAUCUGUUUAUGCGAUAACUCCUUUUUGUUACAAUUUUUUUAAAAAAAGCUAUUUUUGUUAAUGUAAAGUAAAUAUUUCAGAGCAGAUUUUUUAAACUUAUUGCACUAAAUACAGGCUCUGUACAAAAAAAAAAAAAAAGAAAGAAAAAAAAGUCUCAGCAUUUUAUCAUUCCAUGGAAGGAGAAUCUUUUGAAAGAAAGCAUUGCCUCCGGCCAGAAUUGGACAAUGAAUUAGACUGGUAUUAUGGGAAGCAUACAGUUAAUGUCGCUAGGGCUUAAUAAGCAGCUUUUGCCUAAUAUGCUUCCUUUCAAAGGGUUGGACCUUUAAAUUGCUGCAAAAAAGUAAAUUGUAUUUUUUUUAAGUAUUGGUGUUCUUUAGCUACGCUAAAAUGUGCUAAAUGCCUUGGUUUCUUUUCAAAGCUCGUGUAAUAUUUCUGAUUUUCCAGAAUAUUUGCAGUAGGAGUCUGGAUUAACACACACAUGCACGUGCAUACAAUUAAGAGUUCAUGUUUUAGCAAGACAUGGAAACCAACAUUGUGGGCAUAGCUAUUUUGAAAUAAUUCUCCAGAAGUUAACAUCUAACAUCUAGUUUUGCCAGCAUCACUGUACUUUUAUAUUAUUUGAAAUGAAAUAAAUAUAAUUAUGUAACUAACAAUUAUCCAAAUAGGUGAGAGAGCAAAUCAUGUAAGAAUACUGUCUGUUUCAUAGCCACACAGAUUUUGGACUUUCAGAAACAUUGGGAACUAAAUUUAGAAUUGGCAAAAGCCUGGAAGAUGAGUGUCCAGACAGAAGACACUCCACGAGCUAGCUAUUUUAGGAGGUGCUCCUCCAAGGGACCUGAUGGAAAUCUUGAACUUGGAAUUUAGAUUCUGCUCACUUGGACAUCCCCACAUCAUGGAUUCUCGCUGCCCCCUGUUUCAUGUGCUCGCAAUCUCAGCUAUUUGGAAGCCACCAGGAAUGCUUUCUAAUUAUCAUUUGCAACUAGAACUGUAAUCAGAAAAAAAAUUUGUAUUUUUGUAUAACUUGAUUGUGUGCCAUUUUAUAUAACAGGUCCUGUUUUACAAAUAAAUUUUGUUUUACUAACA
This is a messenger RNA of Octodon degus (degu), 4259 nucleotides long. RefSeq names its product solute carrier family 44 member 1 (gene Slc44a1). Gene Ontology annotation, biological process: choline transport; transmembrane transport. Gene Ontology annotation, molecular function: choline transmembrane transporter activity. Bases 88 to 1929 code for a protein of 613 amino acids. The transcript has 15 exons. The record is from RefSeq and is a predicted model, not a curated record. Gene Ontology annotation, cellular component: plasma membrane. NCBI's taxonomy places the organism in Eukaryota, Metazoa, Chordata, Mammalia, Rodentia, Octodontidae.